Messenger RNA from Rhagoletis pomonella (apple maggot), 1021 nucleotides. RefSeq lists its product as uncharacterized. The annotation marks the transcript as partial. The record is from RefSeq and is a predicted model, not a curated record. NCBI's taxonomy places the organism in Eukaryota, Metazoa, Arthropoda, Insecta, Diptera, Tephritidae. The transcript is spliced from 2 exons.
UGUUUCGUAUUAUCACGUGAUUUGCUUUAAUCUCAAUAAUAACCACAUUUCCCUUUCUAUUAAAUAUUUUGCAUAUGGCAAUCAUAUCAGCUGACUGAGAGCGUAGUCGAUAAAUAUGUAUAUAUGUAUUUAUGUAAAAAGUUUCAAAAUAUAACCGAAAACUUGCAAGUCGUGUCGCGUAGAACCCAUUCCAAUUUUUAUUCAAACUCUUCCUAUGAUUUAAGUUCAAAAAGUUAUGGUGAAAUGAAUUCCAAUCUUCACUUGCAGCUAUUUCGUGCAUAUGUUGCACGACAUACAAAUAAAACAAAAGCAGCGUGCCAGGAAAGUACAAACAUCUUCUGGAGAGAUGCUAAAAAAACUUGUACAGACAAAACUGAUUUCGAAAGCAUUGUUUUAAAUAAAAUUAAAGAGCUAAAGCAGUCAACGACAAAAGUUAAGAUCACCAAUAUUGCCCAGUACUUCCAACACCCCAAUGAAAAGAACAAUGAUAAAGAAACGCCUCAACUGAACGAUAGUUCUACCCCCGCAAUUGAACCCGACUACAGCCAGAGUGAAACCGCAGACGUAGUUCAAAAUAGCAAGGACUCUGAAGAGUUUACUACGCCAAUUUGUCGUAAUACCCCAGCGCAGGACGUUCUGCGGAAUCAAAUUUCUUUACUGAAAGCUGAAUACAAUGUGGCAUUGCUCCGUGGAAAAUCAAACGAAAUUUCUAAAAUCAAAAAACGUAUUGAGUCUUGUAAAAAACAUCUCCGAAGAAAAAAGCUUCACGCUAUUCACUCCAAAAAGCAUAGGUUAACUCUUAAAUCGAAACUAGCAGAAAUAAGUGCAAAUAAUGUCGACGCAGCCAAUGUAACACAUAGUACUCCAGGCCGUCCUCGUAUUGAAUGUAAGCAGCCUGAGUUACUCAAAACAAUUGUCGACAUAGCCAUGUUUGGUGCUUCUGCCAACGAACGUCGGCGAAGUGAAAUUGUACGGAGUUGUCUAACCUUAAGCGACCUUCAUGAAAAAUUGUUACAUCUCG